Molecule: messenger RNA, 2742 nt
Organism: Symbiodinium natans
Lineage: Eukaryota; Dinophyceae; Suessiales; Symbiodiniaceae
Source: the annotation of a GenBank genome assembly
AUGAACAUCAGCAUCGACGGUGAUGAGAUAGUCGCAGAUCUGGACCAGAAGCACAAGCGCGGCGAGGGUGACGUUCGGCCGUGGCUGCAAUACCAGGGGCAGUGGAGUUUCAUGGGCAGCCCAUCGAGCGUGAAUGGCUCUGUGGUUUUCAAUGGUCGCAAGUGCUUCUCCUUCGGCCCUUUCUGCGGCAAGCAGUCGAUCUUGGACGUGUUCAAGGAUGAUGACUACAUCCUGAAGACACUCACGGCCGAGGGGGCGAAGAUGGCCAUCAAUGAGUGGGAGGACCAGGAGAACUUCUGCCCGCUCACCAUCGCUGUGCCCAACUCCCCAUGCUUCAACAACAACUGCCAGAAGUAUGACACCGUCCAGCAGCGGAACGACUGCCGCAGCCUAGCAAGGAGCUACUGUGCCACGAGUUGCCCGACGCCAUUCGACAUGGAUACCUGCAAGGAUCGGGGCUGCCUGACCCUGGGCUCCUUCGAGCAGGCCGAAGCCGACAGCCAGCUCAACAGCGAUCCCAACGAGACGGGCCAGGCGCCAGAAAGCGCGUUUGAGUUCCAGCCCACGAAGAUCCAGACGAUGGUCGGGGGCCUGGUCUUGGACAACACCCGGCAGUAUGUAGGUGGCAAGCACCUCUCGGGCCUCUUCGCCCUCAACAAAGCGGAACUCUUCUGCCCCUCGCAGGGCGUCAACGACCCAGUGGCCGAUGAGUGGGAGCGCCGCGCGCUGUGCAUGAUGGGGGUGAAUGCCGAUACGCGCGCUGAGCCGAAGCUGGACUGCCCCGAGGAUGACCUUCUCAAGUUCAACGGCCUCUUCCAGCGCUCCUUCGGCGACGAGUUCGGAAACGCCAUCCGGGGAGACAUCGCCAAGCUCACCUCCUCCUAUGCUGUGAUCAUCGUGUACUGCGCAAUCAUGAUCGGCAAGUGCGACGCGAUCCACUCCGGCGUGUUCAUGUCGUUUGUGGCAGUGCUCAUCGUCGGCUUGACCAUUGCCAGCACCCUGGGCCUCAUGGGCUACUUCGGCGUGCCGAACGGCAACCUGAACAACAACCUGUACUUCCUUCUUCUGGGCUUGGGUGUGGAUGACGCCUUCGUGCUGAGCUCUGAGUACGCCCGGCACACCGAGCAGAACAAGGACAUGAGCAUCCCCCAGCGGAUCGCCGCCACUGCGCGCACAGGUGGGAUCUCAGUGCUUAUCACAUCUGCCACGGACGCUUUGGCCUUCCUGGUGGGUGCCACAACAGUCCUGCCGGCGCUGGGCUGGUUCUGCACCUACGCAGGCGUCUCCAUCGUCCUAUGCUACACGUAUCAGCUGACCGUGUUCUUGCCCUGCCUGGCCCUAAAUGCUUACCGCGUCGAAGCCAACCGCAUCGACUGCUGCUGCUGCUGCCGCCUGGAAGCGAGGUCGCCAGAGAAUCCCCAGGGCUGUUGCUGCUGCUGCCUGCCGCAGAGGGCCUUUCAAGGCGGUGUGCUGAAGAGAGGCUUGAAGGGCUUCAUGGAGAAGGUCACAACCCCGAUGGGCCAGGCCAUCACACUCCUUCUGUUUGCUGCUCUGACAGCCGGAGGAAUUGUUGGCACCACGAAGAUCUACAAGGACUUCAAGCUGGAGUGGUUCAUCCCGGACUCCUCCUACGUGAAUCAGUUCUUCAAUGUCAACAGCGAGUACUUCGCGACAGGCACGCCCAUCACAGUCAACAUGAGGGAGAGUCCGGAUGCCUUCGAGGUUCAGUCGGGCCUGCAUGAGCUUUACGCUUACUUGAACACGACGGAGCUCGUCAAUCAGGAUGUAGCGGUGGACAGCUGGUACGAGGAGUUCAUGGACUGGGCUGUGGACCCCAAUCAGGCAGUCACAACCAGCGCCUCCUUCACGCCCUCGCGCACCGCCGCCAACGCCGCGUUCACCGACCGGGCGGACUUCUAUAACGCUCUCCACGCUUGGUACCGCGGUACACCCGGCUCUCGCUACCGCGGCUCCGUUAUCUGGGCCUCGCAGGCCUGCAAUGUCGAUGGCGCCGUGGACGUCGUCCCAGCUGGCUGUGACGUGAGUGUGGGGCUCAAGGCCUCAAGAUUCAACGCGGAGCUGUCGCUGGCUGCCACAGACAAAGGCACGAACCGGUACACGACCAUGGUGUCCAUGCGGAAGAAGGUCGAUGAGCUGAUACCGGGCGCCUUCCCGUACAGCUUCGACUUCUUGUAUUGGGAGGAGGUGGGUGUGAUCGACACGGAGCUCGUCCGGAACUUGAUGGUCUGCGGCGGCGUCAUCCUUGUUGUCAUCUUCGCAUUGGUGCCGUCCCCACGCAUCGCGAUCUGGGUGGUCUUGUGCGUGGCCCUUUCCAUCGUGGACACGUUGGGAUUCAUGUAUUUCUGGGACGUGACGAUUAGCGGCGUCUCUACGAUCUACGUGUUGAUCUGUGUGGGUCUGGCUGUGGACUACGCAGCGCACAUUGCCCACAUGUUCAAGGAGUCCACGGGCAGCGCCCGCGAGCGCGCCAUCGCCGCGGCGGAGCGCAUCGGGCCCUGUACCUUCAACGCGGUCUUGUCCACGCUGCUGGCAGUUGCUGUGGUGGGCUUCUCCGAGAGCUAUGUCUUCCGAAUUUUCUUCAAGGUCCUCUUCCUGGUGGUGAUCAUCGCCGGAGCCCAUGGCCUUUGGCUGUUGCCUGCGAUACUCUCCAUCUGCGGUGGCUCCAAGGACCCGGAGUACGUUUGCAACGCAGGUGUGCAGCCUGCGCGAGAUAAGGAGUGA